AUGGCAAGAGCUACGUAUAAUAAAAAGCCAAACAGCAAGACACCAAGAGACUUUCCGCAGAUGAGACACGGAAAGAGAGAAAACAGAGAAGACCCAGCAAACUUCAUCAAGCUCGGCGAGUUCUCCCACCCAGUUAAAAACACAAACAUGAUUGUAAUAAAGCUCACAGAAAGCGUUAUCCCGUACUUCAACGCGGGUGUGUACGGAGAGGGCGACAGAAAGAUAGCCGAUAUCCACGAGAUAUUUGGAAAGUUCAACGACCAUGUCUAUGCAAGCAUAGCAAUAGAUAGCAAGCUGGAUGCAUCAACGUACAAUGCACAGUCUCUCUUUCGUGCAGACAAGUUCAAGUGUCUCUCUUUUGACAGAGUGAAGGGCGCAAGCCAGAUGGCCAAAGAGGGCGUUGAGCCAAAGAAGGCAAAGAAUCUGCCACAGCAGUUCAACAGAGGAAGCAGCUCCAAGUUCAGAACAAAUGCGCAGAACGAGAGAGUAAAACAGUACGCAACAUCGCAGAUAAACAUGAACAGAAGAGACAGCAGAGACAAGGGAAAGAGAGAAGAGUUCAUGAGAAAAACAAUAGAAAAGAGAGGGCCGUCAGUUAAGAUCCACAAAAAGAAAACGUUCACAUACGAUGAAUAG
Molecule: messenger RNA, 636 nt
Organism: Nematocida minor
Lineage: Eukaryota; Fungi; Microsporidia
Product: H/ACA ribonucleoprotein complex subunit 1
Exons: 1
Coding region: 1-636 (211 amino acids)
Biological process (GO): pseudouridine synthesis; ribosome biogenesis
Source: RefSeq, a predicted model, not a curated record